ACUAUUCAGAUCUAAACCGCCCAUUCAAAAUUUUUCGUCGUCUUCUUCAGAAUUUUCUUCAGAUUUUUCAGAUUCUCACUCAAAUUUCUGAGAAAAUGAAGGUUGUCGGAGCAAAUAUUCAUUUCCAGAAGUUAGAAGCCAUGUGCUCGUCAUCAACAUUCUUUCAAAGCUAUCUGGAAAUGAUAGCCGCUCAAGAACUCUCCGAAUUUCUUCAAAUGGAGAUUCGCCUCAAAUUCGAGGAAGUUCUUGAAUUCUACAGAAAUGGAGAGGUCAAGACUACUCAUUCAAAGAAGGACCCACAGAGGACGUUUUCGGUCAUCAAGUCCACUAUUGGAGGUACGAAAGUGAAGCUUUCACAGAAGAAAUUGGGAGAAAAGCUUCGCCUUCCCAAUUCUGGAGUUGAAAUCGGGAAAUUUCCAGCCAAAAAUCUGGACUGGAACAUUAUUGGAAUCUCUGGGCAAAUUCCUUCUGGUCCAGCGAAGAAAGCAGAUCUAAACAACGAUUACAAGUUGGUUUUGGAACUGGUCAUCGCCUGCCUCGAAUGUGGAAGUGGAGGUCAUGCCGAUGACAUCACCCAGGAGAGAGCCUUCAUCAUCAACUCUCUCAUUACCAAAACUAAG
This is a messenger RNA of Cuscuta campestris, 620 nucleotides long. NCBI's taxonomy places the organism in Eukaryota, Viridiplantae, Streptophyta, Magnoliopsida, Solanales, Convolvulaceae. The record is from the annotation of a GenBank genome assembly.